This is a messenger RNA of Durusdinium trenchii, 4268 nucleotides long. Lineage: Eukaryota; Dinophyceae; Suessiales; Symbiodiniaceae. The record is from the annotation of a GenBank genome assembly.
AUAGACUGAUCUCCUAAGUGCUUGCCCUGAUGGCUAGCGGCUUGGGUGGCGUCUUCGAGCGGUAUGCUCAUUUGCAGCCAGAGCUGCCUGCCGUGUUGGAUCCUUUGGAAGGGGUCUGGAGCUAUCAGGAGCUGUGGCACUUCUCAGGGCAAAUCUGCGCACACUUCCUUCAGCUGGGCUUGCGAGGCGAGAUCGAGCCCAGCUCUGGGGUGGCUCCCGUGGCCCCAAGGCCACUAGCAGUUUUCCUGCAACCUGGCCGAGUUUGGUACUCUGCCUGCGUUGCUGCUUGGCGCUUGGGACUCCCCGUGGUUCCGCUGGAGGAGGACUUUGCCAAGGAGCCACUGGCCGCAGCACGUGCUCAACGUGCUCUGGCAGAGCUCCGCCCUCAAGCGGUGCUUUGCACGGGGGCUUUAGAGUUGGAGAUUGAAGAUUGCUUGAGAGUGUCUUUGGAGCAGCUGCAGAAGGUCUUGGCGGCUGAUGUCAUGGCAAUCCCUUCCUUCCCAGUUGCGCCCGAGACUGUCCUAUGCUAUGUUUACACGGGUGGCACCACACGGCAUAGCAAGUGUGUGGCUAUCACCCAUCAGAUGGCAUUAUGGGAGGUCGAGCACUAUGCUACCGCCUUAAAAGGUCUUGCUGGAAACACAGAUCGCAUGCUACAGUAUGCAUCCGCCUAUUGGGGUGCAGCCCUCUUUGGUCAAAUGGACUUGGCCUUGGCCUUUGGCGCUUGCAGCGUCAUCCACUUGGCCAAACAGCCAGAGGACAUCGCUGUGGCCUGCCGCAACUUCAACAUCACCGUCCUUGGCAUCGUCCCAUCGCAGCUUCGAGCAUGGCCCGGUGUGAAGGCCAGGCCCAGCUCCUUGCGGUUGCUGGUCACCUGGGCGGAACGAACGCCGCCAAAGCUGGCGAGGGAAUGGAAGAGUGAAAUCCCCGUGAUCGAACUGCUGAUUGCCAGUGAAUACUGGCUGUCUUUCUUCUCGGAGUGCUUCGUUUGGACAGAUGUGGAUGGAGUAGAACGACAUGUACUUCACCCCUUGCCACAGCUGGACUUUAAGCUGCUCAAAGAAGAUGGAUCUGAAGCAGCGCCUGGUGAAAGUGGUGAACUCUUCCUCAGUGGAAGCACCGUUUUCGCCGGAUAUGUUGAAGAGACAGGCCAGAUCUCAGAGAGUUUCUUCCAGCAAGUGGAUGGGCGAAGAUACUUCCGCACGCGAGAUCGACUGAAACGGCUUCCAAGUUCUGGGCUUCCGGCUUUCGUCUAUAUGGGUCGGGCCGACUCCCUGCUGAAGAUUGGUGGAGCCUGGCGGGACAUGGAAGCGGUGGAGGCCACGGUUUCAGCUCUUCCUCAAAUUGCAGCUUGUGCCAUUGUCGCGGAUGGUGAUGAGUUGUCUGCAUACCUUGAACUGGAGAAUCCCCGUGGAGCAGAUGCUUCACCAGCACGUGGGGAACCACUGAAGCGAGUUCAAGAAAGGGCCUUGCAAAAGCUGGGAUCCCUUGGGAUUUCUCAGGUGCACAUUUGGUCUUCCCUGCCAUUGCAUCCGAAGACCUCCAAGGUGAACCGGCAAGAGCUUUUGGCCGACCUGGCCCGCCGGAAGUCUCGGGAGCUGGCGUGGACGGCGAAGCUGAAGGAGGUGCAGAAGAAGAUGAUCAAAGGCUAUGCAGUUUGGCACAUCUUCACCAUCGCCCUCGUGUUACUCUCAGGCCGCCUUCAUGGCUCCAAGAUGCUUCUGUGGCGGUUAUUGAAGCUGCCUUAUCUUUGGACAGCCUUUCUCUACUUCUGGCAGCGACUGGGGAAGAAUCGACAUCGAUGGGUGGUGUUCAAUCUUCCGGUGGGUCCGCCUGAUAUUUUCUUGCUGCUUGCAAUGCUGGUGCCGAACUUCUUGCUGAAGCAAUUCUUUCUUGUCUGUAUUGCUGCAAUAUCUUGGUUGCGGGAUCGAGAUGGCAUUGCAGCUUCCGGCUUCCUGUCUUUAGGCAUCGCUGGGGCCUCGGAGGCCUCUGCUGCGAAGAUGACAAUUCUGCUAGGUCUGCUUGGUCGCUACUGCUUUCGACCCAGCAGAUUGCAGUUCUUGUUGGGUUUGCCUUGUGCAUACCUCUUCAGCUUUCCAAAAUGGUAUCGAGAUGAGUUCGUUGUGCGAUCCACCUGGGACAGCUCCUAUCUCCGACGCUUCCUCCUACGAUGGAUUCCCGCUUUGCAGAAACCUCCCUUCGAUGCCAGCUUGCGCUUUAAGAAAGAAGAUGUGGCCUACGACUGGGGAUCUGAAAAGAGAUGGGUGAACGUGUGCUUGAACACGAGAGAGUAUGGAUCGCUAGCACUCCUGAGCUUCUGGGAACCCGUGCGCCCUGCGAUUCUUCCUCCAGAGCCGGGCGCAUCCACAGCCACAGCCGCACCGGCACCAGUGCUGCAGACCGAGACCGAGCCUGGUGACGGCAUGGCCAGGUCGUUGGCUUUGCUGGUGGCGCGAGUGGGUGGAGACCCCUCUGGCCUAUCUUUGGAUUCUUUGCAAGCGAUUCGGCUGGCUGAGUUGGCCCGACACGAGCUGGGGCUCGUGCUGUCACCCGGGCUGGUGCUACGAAGUGCCGACGUAGAGACCUUAGUGGACUCCUUAGACGCUGAGGUUCAGGAGUUGCCUGGAGAGCAUGAACAGCCAGAUGAAGAGAACGCCUGGCGGCUUUACCUCAUGGAGUUCCCCAAGUCGCCCGUCGAUUGGUAUGUGCGCUUUGGUGCUGGUCAUUUGGACCUGCCUGCCUUGCAGCGCGCCUGUGACCGCUUGGUCUCGCGGCACUCAGCGCUGCGCACGGUGCAAAGCCCCGACGAGGCCAUGCGGGAGGCCAUGGACCGGGCAGCGGCCAUGUGGCAGUUGAUCUGCUCUGCCUAUGGCUCCUAUGGCUCUCCCAAAUGGCAAUGUCUGGGUCGCCUGGUGCGCCGCUUGCUCAUGGCGACAUGGCCCCGGACUUUUCUGAAAGAGGAGCACCUGGCACGAGUUGAGAUUCAGAUGCCAGAUGAAGUGUUGCGAGAUCCGAACUACCAACGGCUCAGCGAUGACGAUUGCAUGUUCAUGCAGUCCUCGACUUUGCGAUCGAAACACCGCUGGCCCUUUCAUAUCUUCGUAUAUCCACUCGUCCGCUCUGGCGCUGCUGGCGCUCUGUCCAAGGAUUUGCCCUUGGCACAGGCGGUGCGCAUGCUUCCUCCCGAAGAUGUUGUUUGGUACAUCUAUGCUGGCAUCACCCAUGCCUAUAGCGAUGGCGCCUGCGGCAACGCCCUGCUACAAGACUUGCUGCGGCUGUAUGCAGAGGAGAUGCAGCUGGGGCCGCAAAUCCACCCAGCACCAGCUGAACCCAUGGCCUUGCUCCAAGAUCGACUCAAGAACUCGCUCGAGGGUCGUUUGCCUGGGCGGCGGCCGAACCCCAACGAGGAUGUGCAUCACGAGAUCUUGUGUGAGGAUUGGGGUCGCCGGCCAGGGUUUCAGAAGAAGGUCCGCUUGGACGAGAGCAUCUUCUUGGCCUUGCGCUCCGUCAAGGACGUGCUCGGCUGCAGCCCGGAUGUGGCCUGGCUGACGGCCGUGGUGGGCUCGCUCCUACGGCUUUUUCCCUCGGAGCAGCGGAUCCAACUGAUUCUGAAAUGUGCGUGUCGUGAUGGGCCCAAUCAACACAACAUGGUGGGCUUUCUCUCGGAGCAACGUGUGAUCCCGGUGGAUGUGGGAGAGUCGCGUCGCGCCAAUCUGUUGGACGUGGCAUGUUGCAUCGAACAUGCCCGACGUAGCCGGGCAUGGCGAGCGCCUCAGCCUUAUGAGGCAUCGAUUUGCGUCUAUAUCAACAUUGUAGGCUCCAUCAACGAUGGAUUGCCUUUGGGAUGCUCACAAGUGUGUCGCUGCGCUAGCGGCUCCUCAGGGCAAACGGAUGCAUGGGCCCACUUGAACCUUCGCAUUGAUCAGCUGGAUCUGCUGAAGUGGGACUUCCGGAUCCUUCACUGGGACAAAGCUUGGGGCUGGGGUUGGGGUGAUUACUUCAUCAGCAUCCUAGGGGCCGUCAUUGCAGACAUGGUGGAGUGCCCGCUGGACCCCAUUGUGCCAGCACCAGCUCCUGCCUGGCGAGUGCUCAGCAUACAAGACGAGGCAGGUGUGAAGCGCAAGGACCCACCAGCGGCUGAAGAAGCCAUGGGAGCUGCUUCCAAUGGAGGUAGCAAAGCCAUGAGGAUAGAUGCGGAUGCAGACGCGUGAGUCAUGUGAGACAUCCGAAGUGCCGUGAGCCCUUCGCCCCAAAGGGGGCCUGAAGAA